Molecule: messenger RNA, 1859 nt
Organism: Syzygium oleosum
Lineage: Eukaryota; Viridiplantae; Streptophyta; Magnoliopsida; Myrtales; Myrtaceae
Product: protein trichome birefringence-like 5
Exons: 5
Coding region: 214-1632 (472 amino acids)
Cellular component (GO): Golgi apparatus
Molecular function (GO): O-acetyltransferase activity
Source: RefSeq, a predicted model, not a curated record
UUAUAAAUAUGCCGGCAACCUGGUCAUCUCGCCCAUCAGAAUCUCCCUCCCGAGUACAUUCUGUUGUUCGUGUAUAUAUAUAUAUAUAAAUAAUGUAGUCCUUGCUUGACGGGGGAUCCCUCUCGCUCGCACUCUUCGUGCGCGUAACACCGUCGUUCCCCAGAGGAAGGUGGGGGACAUGUUCACCAUCUCCCUUCCCCACUUCAGCAUCAGAUGGCAACAUCGUCUUCUCCGAAGAAGCAGAGGAAGACGUAUUACGCUUGGGUCAUCUCCGUCUUCCUCGCCUUGUUCCUCCUCUCCGUCUUCCUCUUCAACCAGCGCUCUCGCUCCCUCCAGCCCUCCGUCUCCUUCAUCCGUCAUCUCUUCCCCCAAACUCGUUCUCCUUCUCCCCUCUCCAACUCGUCCCUCCACCGAGAACUCCUACCUCCAUCUUCUCCGGUCGAGCCGUCGGGCUCAGAUGUCGAUGGCAACCCGGAUGCGGGCCGCAUUUCCGAUUCCGAGCAAAACCCAGUUUCCAAUGUUGCGCCUGUUGGUUCAGUCGCUGAUAAAGGUGGCGACUUGACGGCGGAUAGCCUCAAGAAGUGUGAUUUGUACAUGGGGACGUGGGUGAAGGAUGAAGAGUACCCGAUUUACGCGCCUGGGUCGUGCCCCUACGUGGACGAAGCUUUUGAUUGCCAAAACAACGGAAGGCCUGAUUCGGACUAUCUAAAAUGGAGAUGGAAGCCCGACGGUUGCGACCUACCCAGGUUUAAUGCAACAGACUUCUUGGUGAGACUAAGAGGAAAAAGGUUGAUGCUGGUUGGAGACUCCAUGAAUCGCAACCAAUUUGAGUCCAUCCUAUGCCUCCUACGAGAAGGCCUCUUGGACAGGAGUGGAAUGUUUGAAAUCCAUGGAUAUAAAAUAACCAAGGGAAGAGGAUACUAUGUGUUCAAGUUCACGGAUUAUAACUGUACAGUGGAAUUUGUGAGAUCGCAUUUUCUUGUGAGGGAAGGAGUGCGUAUCAAUGGACAAGGAAACUCAAAUCCAACUCUGUCAAUAGAUAGGAUCGACAAAUCAGCUAGACGAUGGAAGGGGGCAGAUAUUCUUGUAUUUAAUACUGGCCACUGGUGGACCCAUGGAAAGACUGCUAGAGGGAAGAACUAUUAUAAAGAGGGUGACUAUGUCUAUCCAAAAUUUGAUGCAGUAGAGGCUUAUAGAAGGGCUUUGAGAACCUGGGCAAAGUGGAUAGAUGAGAAUGUGAAUCCUGAGAAGCAGUUGGUGUUUUAUCGUGGAUACUCGUCUGCUCAUUUCAGAGGUGGAGAUUGGGAUUCAGGUGGGACAUGUAAUGGAGAAACAGGACCGAUCUCAAGUGGGGGCUUCCUCAACAACUAUCCUUUGAAAAUGAGGAUAGUGGAGGAGGUCGUCAGGGAAAUGCGAGUUCCCAUGAUGCUUCUCAACGUCACAAGGUUGACCAACUUCCGCAAGGACGGCCAUCCGUCAGUAUAUGGAAAAAACACCACCGGCGGAAGGAAGGUAUCAACCAGGCGUCAAGAUUGCAGUCAUUGGUGUCUUCCUGGGGUUCCCGAUUCGUGGAAUGAGCUCAUAUAUGCCUCUCUUGUUUUCCAACAAACCAUUUCCACAAGCUACACGUAAGACGUGAGUGUGUAUGUUUCUUUCAAAUUCAACGGUGGCGGACGAGACUGUGAGGAACAUGUAAAAUGGUGCGUACCCAUGUGGAGAGAAAACGAGUUGACCAUUAAGGUCUUCUGCUCAUGAUUGAUUAAAAACAGAGGACAAAAACAUGGACGGUCUUCAUUCAAACUCCUCUGUAGAUUUCCAUGUUGCUUGUGCGGGAGGGCAGGGCCCUCAAAUCUUGUCUC